UUUGCCAUGGUUGUUACAUGUUUGUUGUAUCUUCCGUAAGGACUUUCAUCACUGGCGACUAGCAGAGAGCGGCACGUCGGUUCCACCUCCCAAUCCGAGAGCACACGAAGCACAAUCCCUCGCCGGGUUUCAAAGUUGGUGUUUCGUGGAAAUUCAGCCAGAGAUAUCCUUCAAAUCUUCAAUGCUAGGAGGAAAAUGGAGAAAGUGGACCUGACUCUCGGAGAGGGACGGACGAUCAGGAAGUGUUUGUGGCUCUCAUACAAGAUGAGAAAGCGCGGAGGGGGAGUUAAAUUCCUUGGUCAGCAAAUGCCAGUCUUGGACGCGGAAAUGCCGUUCAAUCCAUUCGUCAACCGGCACGUCUCCAUCAGUAGCAACUACGAGCUCACAAAGACGCUACUUUUGCUGCCACUCUUCGUCUUCCGGGUCUCCGUCUUUAUCCUGCUGCUCGUCGUCGGCCUUGCCCUCACCAAGCUAGCUCUCCUCGGUGCUCGGGAAGUUCUCAAUGCUCCACUGCCAUUUUGGAGGCGCAAGCUUCUGUGGCCAGUCCGGUACCUUGCAAGAUGCCUCCUCUUCUUCUGCGGUUACCACUGGAUCGGCGUCAAAGGCAAGCCGGGCAGGAAAAGAGACGCUCCAGUUCUCGUCUGCAACCACGUAACUUUCGUGGAUCCAGUCUACAUCUUCUACAAGCACUUGCCGGUGAUCGUCACGGCGGAGGAGAACCUCAACUAUCCUUUCAUGGGGACGAUCAUCAGUGCCAUGCAGCCGAUCACCAUCCGGAGAGAGUCCCAGGAAUCCAGAAACAAGGCCGGGGUUGAGAUACGCAAGCGGGCAAAGUCUCCGGAGUGGAAGAACUCGCUUAUGAUCUUUCCGGAAGGGACGACCACCAACGGGAAAGCUAUGGUGUCCUUCAAGAGUGGAGCGUUCUCUUCGAGCUCGCCCGUCCAGCCGAUGGUGGUGAGAUAUCCCCACGUCCACUUGGACCCGUCCUGGGUGGCGGACGGGCCCUCGGCCUACGCGCUGCUCUUCCGGCUCAUGACGCAGUUCCACAACUACAUGGAGAUCGAGUACCUCCCGGUGAUGCGUCCCAGCAAGCAGGAGAACCCACGCAGCUUUGCCGAGCGCGUCCGGGCGGAGAUGGCGCGAGCUCUCAACGUGGUGGUGACGGAGCACACCUUCGACGACGUGAGCAUGGUGGACGCAGCUCGGGGUGCCUCCUCCAAGCUCGAUCUUCUCGAGUUUGGGAGGUUCGAGAGGCUCUACAGGGUCACGCCCAAGGAGGCCAAGCGUUUCUUCCGGAAGUUCCGGGCCCUGGACGUCCAGAGGAACGGUGUGGCGAGCGAGGAAGAUCUGGCGGACUAUCUGGAUCUCCCGAGCUGCGAGGCAGUGAGCAAAGUCUACGAGCUCUUCGACUCCAAAGGCUGUGGCUACUUCAGCUUUCGCCAGUACGCGGCGGGGCUGCUGUUCAUCUCGAGGCACGAGAGGUUCAGGGAGGCAGCCGAGGCGGUGUUUGAGAGGCUGGACAGGGACGGAGAUGGUUUGCUGAGCUCGAGCGAUUUCUCUGCCGGACUGAGCGAACUGGUCCCGGGAACCAGCCGGGAACACGCGAAGGCGCUGUGGGAUAGAAUCAACGCCAAGCAAGGGAGAUUCGUCCACCGGAUCGAGUUGCUUACGUUUCUGGACAGGAAUCCAGAGUACGUAGCAGUGUUUUUGUUUGGAGCUCCGAGGUUGCUGUCGAAUGUGAAGGCCGAGACAACCAUCCUGGAACCGAGCUCGACUGACCAAAAGAACUUUACUGGAUUUACUACGGAUGCUUCUCCAGGGCCAUCAGUUUGAAGAACUUGGUUAUCAGAGAAGAAACUCUGAGAGCUGGGAUUAGAAAAUCGUGUCAUCACUGGCCCCAAAGAUCUAUGCUCUAUCCAAAGGAUGAAAGAAGAAACCAUCAGUGCUUUGCCUCUAUCAAAGAAUGAUCUCUGACCGCUGAGUUUGUAA
This is a messenger RNA of Selaginella moellendorffii, 1989 nucleotides long. RefSeq names its product lysophospholipid acyltransferase LPEAT2. The coding region runs from base 196 to 1833 and encodes 545 amino acids. The record is from RefSeq and is a predicted model, not a curated record. Lineage: Eukaryota; Viridiplantae; Streptophyta; Lycopodiopsida; Selaginellales; Selaginellaceae. Gene Ontology annotation, molecular function: calcium ion binding. The transcript is spliced from 2 exons.